Molecule: messenger RNA, 5099 nt
Organism: Kogia breviceps (pygmy sperm whale)
Lineage: Eukaryota; Metazoa; Chordata; Mammalia; Artiodactyla; Physeteridae
Gene: ZFP1
Product: ZFP1 zinc finger protein
Biological process (GO): regulation of transcription by RNA polymerase II
Cellular component (GO): nucleoplasm
Molecular function (GO): RNA polymerase II cis-regulatory region sequence-specific DNA binding; DNA-binding transcription repressor activity, RNA polymerase II-specific
Source: RefSeq, a predicted model, not a curated record
UUUUUAAAGCACUUUAAAAAUGUCAGUACAUUGUCUUCCAGCUUGUAUAGUUUCUGAUGAGAAAUUCUCUGUGAUUCUUUAAUUCAGUUCCAGAUCACUGCAAUAAAGCAAGUCACAUGAAUAUUUUGGUUUCUCAGUGCAUAUAAAAGUCAUGUUUACCUUAUACUGCAGUCUGUUAAGUGUGCGAUAUCAUUGUCUAAAAAACAAUGUGCAUACCUUAAUUUAAAAGUACUUUAUUACUAAAAAAUGCUGACCAUCAUCUGACAAUGCAAAGUUACCACAAACCUUCAAUUUGUUUAAAAAUAAAAAAGCAAUCUGUGACGAGCAAUAAAAUGAGGUAUGUCUGUAUGUAACGUGUCAGGGUUUUUUUCUGGCUGCUUUCAAGAAUUUCUCUCUAACUUAGGUUUCCAUUGGUUUGAAUGUGAUAUGUCCAGGUGUGUCCAUUUUAUUUUGUUUUUUGAUAUUUAUCCUUUUUGGAUAAAUUAUCUGAGUUUCUUGGAUCUGUGGUUUGAUAUCAUUCAGUAUUUUUGGAAAAUCCUUGGUCAUUAUGUCUUCAAUACUUCUUCUGUCCCAUUUUCUCUUCUUUUGGGAUCCCAAUACAUUUUUUUAAAGAUUUAUUAUUUAUUUUAUUUUAUUUAUUUUUGGCUAUGUCGGGUCUUAGUUGCAGCAUGCAGGAUCUUUCGUUGCAGCACGCCGGCACUUAGUUGCAGCACAUGGGCUUCUCUCUAGCUGUGGCAUGCGGGUUUUUCUCUCUCUAGUUGUGGUGCGUGGGCUGUGUAGUUUGCGGCACAGGGCUCUCUCGUUGAGGCUCGUGAGCUCAGUAGUUGUGGUGCAAGGGCUUAAUCGCCCUGUGGCAUGUGGGAUGUUAGCUCCCCAACCAGGGAUCGAACCUGCGUUCCCUGCAUUGGGAGGCAGAUUCUUUUCUACUGGACCACCAGGAAAGUCCCUGGGAUCUCAAUACAUUUUUGUUAGGCCAUUUGAUAUUGCACUACAGCCCUUGGAUUCUCUGUCCUUUUUUUUCCCCCCUUUCCUUUCUCUUUGUGUCUCAGUUUGGGUAAUUUCUUUUGAUCUGUCUUCAGAUUUACUGAAAAUUUCCUCAACUCUGUUGUAAUGCCUAUUGAAGGUAUUCUUUCAACUCUGUUACUGUGCUUUUCUUAGCAUUUCCAUAUUUUUCUUGAAGUUUCCAUCUCUUGAAAUUCUCUGUUCAUUCAUUUUGUAAAUCUUUUCCUUUAAAGCUUUAAUAUAUGAAUCAUAGUUUUAAAUUCCCUGUCCGAUAAUUUAAUCAGUUAUGGUUUCUUUUGACUUUUGUCAGUUGAUAGUGGGUUGUCUUAGUCUUACCUUUUUGGAUAUUUCAUAAUGCUUGAUUGAAAGUGAGUGCUGCCAGCAUGAUCCUUUUUGCCCCUUCUGAACAGGCAAAAGGACUAGCUCAGGAGGUGGUAUUUUCUCAGGUGAUGUGUAAGGAUUUCCAAACAAGUCAUUCUAGAAGUUCUGAGGCAGGUCAGAUCUUUAAUAACAAUACCUUUCUUUUUCCUCUAUUUCAGUUUUGCCUUCCUGGUUCUCUGCCUUUAUCCAAAAGCUACAGAAAAUGAACAAAUCCCAGAAUGAAUAGCAAUAUGCCAUUUCAGGGAUCAGUGUCAUUUACGGAUGUGACUGUGGACUUCACCCAGGAGGAAUGGGAGCAACUGGACCCCUCUCAGAGGAUCCUCUACAUGGACGUGAUGCUGGAGAAUUACAGCAACUUACUAUCAGUGGGCUUUCUGAAGUCCAAGCAGUUAGGAGCUGUGUUCCAUUAUCAAGUUCUCUGAUAUUAUCAAACCAGAUUUUCAUGUUGGAUCAGUGAGAAGAGUUAUGGAUACCAGAGUUAGAAUUUCCAGUUCACAACUUUCUAGGGAAGAUGUGGAAGGUCGGAAGGAGAAUCAGAUAGAAGCCAGUGGAAGUAAUAUCCUAGAGAUUAUGAAUGGAGGUAUGGAAGGCUGAUGACCAGAUGGAGAGGGACCACAGAAACCCAGAUGAGCAGGCAAGGCCUUUUAUCAUCUUUAAGAACCAAACCCCAGUUGAAGAAAGAGAUAAUCUCUUUGGAAAAACAUUUAAUCUUAGCACAGACUUUGUUUCUUUAAGACAAGUACCCUAUAAAUAUGACUUAUAUGAAAAAACUUUGAGAUAUAAUUCAGACUUACUUACUAGCGAUAGAAGCUAUAUAAGAAAGAAAGACGAUGACUGUAAUGGAUUUGGAAAAGCACUCCUCUACCUGAAGCAAGAGAAAACGCAUACUGGAGUGGAAUACUCUGAAUAUAAUAGAAGUGGAAAAGCCUUUAGCCAUAAAGAAGGCAUUUUUAAACACCAGAAAAUCAGAAAUUUGGUGCAACCUUUUAUCUGUAAUUACUGUGACAAGGCGUUCUCAUUUAAAUCACUCCUUAUUAGUCAUAAGAGAAUACAUACUGGAGAAAAACCUUAUGAAUGUAAUGUGUGUAAGAAAACCUUUUCCCAUAAGGCAAACCUCAUUAAACAUCAGAGAAUCCAUACUGGGGAGAAACCCUUUGAAUGUCUUGAAUGUGGAAAAGCUUUCACCCACCAGUCAAACCUCAUUGUACACCAGCGAGCACAUAUGGAGAAGAAGCCCUACGAAUGCAGUGAAUGUGGCAAGACCUUUGCCCAGAAAUUUGAACUUACUACACACCAGAGAAUUCAUACCGGAGAACGACCCUAUGAGUGUAAUGAAUGCGCCAAAACCUUCUUCAAGAAAUCAAACCUCAUUAUACACCAGAAAAUUCACACAGGGGAGAAACGCUAUGAGUGCAGUGAAUGUGGAAAAUCCUUUAUCCAGAACUCACAACUCAUUAUACAUAUGAGAACUCAUACCGGAGAAAAACCCUAUGAAUGUACUGAAUGCGGCAAAACAUUCAGCCAGAGGUCAACUCUUAGAUUACAUUUGCGAAUCCACACAGGAGAGAAACCAUAUGAGUGUUCUGAAUGUGGGAAGGCCUUCAGCAGGAAGUCCCGACUCAGUGUCCAUCAGAGGGUUCACAACGGGGAUAAACCCUGAGACUGCAGCCAGGUUGUACUGUGAGAACCCUUCCAUUGGGGAGAAACCUCGAGAAGGUGCUGAAGGAACAUGGGAACUCAUACUGAGAUACAAUCUGUCAACUCAAAAAUGUGUAAAAAUGAGGUCCCCUAAGAACAAUAUUGUACUGAUAGUUAGGUAUAUGAUACCCAACUAAAGAAUACAUAUCAGAAUAUAUCCAAUUGUAAAUAGACUUACUUGGCUGUAUUACAGUGAGUUUUUAAAAAUCUUGAAUAAUUCAUUCAGUAAUGAAAUAUUCUGGGCAGCAAGCAGCAUAAAGGAGCUAGAGACAAGUACCCUAGGAAUUCAGUGGUUAUGUGCGAGCAUAUGCCACCAAAAAAAAAAAACUGUAUAUUUUAGAUCUGCACAUGUAAGUUUAACAGACACUAAGAGUUUGGAAUUCUUGUCUUGAUAAUCAAAUUAGGACACAUCAAACAUGAUUUUCCAUACUGAACAUGUGUUUUUCAGUACCUUUACAAUCCAGCCUGCAUUCCAGAUGAAACACAUAACAGAUUUUCAUAGCAUGUAGCGUAUGUUUUCUCCUCCUCCUUGCUGGCAUAUAUAAGUUGGUAUGACCAUUGUUAUUGAGCUGCCUCUUCAGUCAACAGAAGACAAUGUUGAAGUUUCAACCUUCUGGGUUUGCUGAAGAUUUCCUAGAAGUAUUACUGACAUAAAUAUGCAAGUGUGAGAUAAUUGAGAGAGACUGAAGAGAGUGAAAGGCAGCAGAUGUGGGUUCUAUCACUCAGUGUGCACCACGGAAUAAAUGGGCUGUGUAAAGAAUAGCCACACCCAUCAUGCUCUUGUUAUUUUCCACUGGGAUAUUUACAUACAAAUGCAAAUGCAUGUCUUUUACCAAAAUAUUGUAUAACCCAGAAACUACAUGUAUUUUUGGGUGUUUCCCUAUUUCUCUUAAUAUUUUAUAAAUUGUCUUGCAAAGAAUAGGAUGCAUAUGUAGUUCCAGUGUUACAUUUCAGAGACUUUAGAGGAAAAAUAAUUUAAGAAACUGUCAAUAAAUGUCUUAUAUUGCUUUUUAAAUUUUCCAUGUGCUUAGUCCACUUUAGAAAUAAAUUUUUGCAGAAUUCUGUUUAAAGGAGGCAUUUCUUCCAUGAGUUUCACUAUCAUCAACCAAAAGCAUUUCCCUUUAGAACCUGACUUAGUGUAAGUUACAACUUUGCUUUAAAGGCUCACAAACACUUCAUAAAUUAGACUUUAGUGAUCUCCCCAUAUAUUUAUUAUUAACUAAAAAAAAUUUCUUAUUUUUGCCUAACUCAGAUUCCAUUUUAGGCUUGAUUUCAAAUUCACCAGUUCCUUUCCUUAUCCAUCACAAAUCAUGCAUUAGAACUGUAAAUGGCCACUGUAACUGGCCUUUUUUUCUUUUGUUUUUGAAGAUUAUUGAUGUGCUAUGACUGUAUAUGAACGUGAAUGAUUUUUCUGAACAAAUUUAUCAGAAUAUCCUUCGUCCAGUAAGUCUUUGUUUUUCUAAUUUGUCAUCUUAUCUAUAUUAAUGGCAAGGAAGCAAGGGAAGAGGUUAACUUCCUACACUGCUGUUAGAAAUACAAAUUGUGACAACCUCCUUGGAAAUAAUUGUGACUCUGUCUUUUAACGUUAAGAACACACAUGCAGUUGACUCUUGAACAGCACCAGUUUAAUAUGCACAGGUCCGCUUAUACACGGAUUUUUUUCAGUAAGUGCUACAGUCCUGCACAAUCCACGGUUGGUUGAAUCUGUAGAUGCAGAACCUUGGAUACGGAGGACUGACUUUAUACUUGGGUUUUCGACUACACUGAAGAUCCGUGCCUUUAACCCCGUGUUAUUCAAGGGCCAACUGUACUCAACCCAGCAGACUCAUUUCUGGGAAUCCAUCCCUAAGAAAAAAAAUAAAGUGCCAGUACCUAAGACUAUGUGUUUAUCAAUGUAUAUUGUAUUUUUUGGUAAGGACAAAAAAGGAAACAAUGUGAAUGACCAUCAGUAAGGGAAUGAUCGAACAAACUGUGGUAAAGAUAUACCACAGCUGGACAGUAUUCCAUGGGAAAGAGCA